Messenger RNA from Rhipicephalus sanguineus (brown dog tick), 1456 nucleotides. Its product is annotated as methylthioribose-1-phosphate isomerase. Gene Ontology annotation, molecular function: S-methyl-5-thioribose-1-phosphate isomerase activity. Lineage: Eukaryota; Metazoa; Arthropoda; Arachnida; Ixodida; Ixodidae. Bases 266 to 1333 code for a protein of 355 amino acids. The transcript has 7 exons. The record is from RefSeq and is a predicted model, not a curated record.
ACGCAGGUGUUCCAAGGUCGGGUGUUCUCUGAUUACGGUGCCGGCUACAUCCUACGUAAGACACAGCAUGUGUCGCACGCAGUCGAUUGCACUGUCCAUUUUAUCUGUCAUCAGCAUGGGGGAUGCGUAGCGCCACCGUUGCGCUUCGGGAAGAUCAAGAAUAUUGUAGGAUUGUAGCGCCUUUUCUCCGUGAGCGAUCGUUCGUCGUCCGUCGCCCGCCCCGUGUUGUGACGUGUGGGUCCAAGACAUCGAUUCCUGUUUUAGCAUGCUUCAGGCCAUUCGAUACCGGGCAGGCACGCUGGAGAUUCUCGACCAGCUGCGACUCCCCCACGAAAGCCACUACCUGAUUCUGCCCGAUGCAGGUGCUGCCUGGGAAGCCAUCCAUUCCAUGAAGGUGCGAGGUGCACCGGCCAUUGCCAUGGUGGCCGCACUUGGCUUGGCUUCUGAGCUGACGCUGGUCAAGCUGCCUGGGAGCCGCCCAGAAUUGGCUGCCUACGUACGCAGCCGGCUGGAGUACCUCAAGACAUCACGCCCCACGGCAGUAAACCUGGCAAACAUGGCUGCUCAUUUUGAGAAGAUGGCCGAUGCGCUCACCAAGCAAGAAGGACUGUCCGUGGAAGCCAUGCGUGAUGCGAUCUGUGCGGAGGCAGAAGGCAUGCUAGCUGCAGAUGUGGCUGCAAACCGUGCCAUUGGCCAACAUGGGGCCGAACAUAUGGUGGCGAACUGCCGAGUACCAAAUGUCGGCAAGCUUGGCGUCAUCACUCACUGCAACACGGGCAGUCUGGCCACUGCUGGCUACGGAACUGCACUUGGCGUUGUGCGGCAGCUGUACGAGAGAGGACAGCUGGAACGCGCUUACUGCACCGAGACACGGCCGUACAACCAGGGAUCCCGUCUGACGGCCUUUGAGCUGCUGCACGACCACAUUCCAGCCACCCUGAUUUGUGACAGCAUGGCUGCUGCCCUGAUGGCCACGGGCCGGGUCCAUGCGGUUGUGGUGGGUGCAGACCGGGUCACUGCCAACGGUGACACAGCAAACAAGAUCGGUACAUACCAGCUGGCUAUUUGUGCCAAGCACCACGGUGUGCCAUUCUACGUGGCCGCGCCCACGACCACCGUGGACAGCAGUUUGUCAACUGGCAAGGAGAUACCCAUUGAGGAGAGACCAGCACAGGAGAUGACGUCCAUACAGGGAAUCCAACUGGCUCCUUCAGGCAUCGAGUGUUGGAACCCAGCAUUUGACGUCACUCCAAGCGAGCUCAUCACGGGAGGUAUCAUCACCGAAAAGGGCGUCUUCCCAGCAUCACAGGUGCUCGACAGUCUGCACGCCUGAAGAAGUGUCUCUUAAAGUUCCUAUAGCCACAGCAUUUCACUCGCAUGCAGCUAUAAAAAUGAUAAGCACAUUCGUGCAUUUUUUUUUACAUGUUUGUUGGAAAAAUAAACAAGACACAAGGUG